AUGCCUCAUUUAAAUCAAUCUGUUUUCAAAAUCUCUCUAAUCGGUGCCGCUGGUGGUAUUGGUCAAUCAUUAUCAUUGUUGCUAAAAUCCCAAUUACCAAAACCAGAAAUAUAUGACAAAGUCGAAUUAUGUCUUUUCGAUAUAAACAAAGAUGUACUAAAUGGUGUGAUGGUGGAUUUGUCACACAUCGACACCCUAUAUAUCACUUUGAAAUUGAGUCAAGAUAUUCAUGAUUGUUUACAUAACAGCGACAUGAUUAUUAUGCUGGCCGGUUUACCAAGAAGACCAGGAAUGACUAGAGAUGAUUUAUUCCAUAUCAAUGGAACAAUUAUCAACGAUCUGGCUUUAAACAUUAUGAAAAAUAACCCUAGUGGUUCACCUUUGAAGAAUAUUUCCAUUGUAAGCAAUCCAGUUAAUUCUUUGGUUCCUUUGAUGGUGGAAACUUUUAAACUGUAUAAAAGGGAAGAUUUGAUUAGCAAAGUCUACGGUGUUACCAUCUUGGACCAACUUCGUUGCAAUCAUUUUACAGGAAAUAUGAAUCAAAAUAUAGUCAUUGGUGGUCAUUCAGGCGACACCAUUGUUCCAGUUAUUCAGGAUAACGAAUUAAGUGACAAUGAAAAAUUAGAAAUUAUUAAUAAAAUCAGAUUUGGUGGCGAUGAAGUUGUCAAAGCUAAAAAAGGACAUGGUAGUGCUACUUUAUCUAUGGCCUAUGCUGGUUUCAAGAUUUUCAAGCAAUUUUAUUCAUUAUUUACUAGCAUUGAAACUAAUGAAAUUGGUAUCACAUUAUAUCACGAAAUAGAUAGUUGUGCCAUUACGGGAAAUGUUAAACCAGCAAUUUUGCAAAAUGUUCGUUUUUUUUCAAUCCCCAUGGUUAUUGGAAAGAAUGGUAUCCCAAUAUCUUUUAAUUUUGAAAUAUUCAAAUAUUUAAUGAACAAUGAAUUUUAUGCUGAAAAGUUAUUGCCAACCUGUAUUGAAAAAAUAACCGAAAAUAUCGAAACUGGUAUUGAAAAAUCCAAAGAGUUUUACAGAGAACAAUGA
Messenger RNA from Saccharomycodes ludwigii, 1038 nucleotides. RefSeq names its product malate dehydrogenase MDH2 (gene MDH2). Gene Ontology annotation, biological process: carboxylic acid metabolic process; tricarboxylic acid cycle. The record is from RefSeq and is a predicted model, not a curated record. NCBI's taxonomy places the organism in Eukaryota, Fungi, Ascomycota, Saccharomycetes, Saccharomycodales, Saccharomycodaceae. Gene Ontology annotation, cellular component: cytoplasm. The coding region runs from base 1 to 1038 and encodes 345 amino acids. The transcript has a single exon. Gene Ontology annotation, molecular function: L-malate dehydrogenase (NAD+) activity.